AUGGCAGAAGCAUUCCCAGAAGUGACAACCGAAUACACUUAUGACGAAUAUGCUUUUACCUGCGAUAAAACUGACAUCCAAGAAUUUGGGAAAAUAUUUCUGCCAAUAUUUUACAUUGUCAUGUUUGCUCUUGGCCUCACGGGGAAUCUCAUGGUGGUUUUUGCCAUUUUGAAAGCAGGAAGUAAAAAAAGCAUCACUGACAUUUAUCUUCUGAACUUGGCUGUCUCGGACCUUCUCUUUGUGAUCUCCCUCCCCUUCUGGGCUUCCAAUACAGUGCGGGGAUGGACUCUUGGGACUAUCCCAUGCACAGCUGUUUCUUCGCUGUAUUAUAUCGGUUUCUUUGGGGGAAUGUUUUUUAUCACGGUGAUCAGUAUUGACAGAUACUUGGCUAUUGUCCGGGCAACGUACUCUCUGAAAUCCAGAACCAUGAAGCAGGGUUUUCUGAUAACCUGCGGAGUAUGGGCAACAGCAGUUUUAGUUUCAGUGCCACAUUUUGUGUUUUCCCAGCUGUUAGAAAAUGACUGCAUUCCUGUGUUCCCCCAGGAGCUGGAGAACAUCUGGCCAGUGUUCUGCAAUGUGGAACUGAACACCAUAGGCUUUCUCAUCCCAGUUUGUAUCAUAUGCUAUUGUUACUGUGGGAUCAUCAAAACCCUGCUGUCCUGCAAAAAUCAGAAAAAAACACGAGCCAUAAAACUGACCUUGGUUGUGGUGGUUGUGUUUUUUCUCUUUUGGUCUCCCUACAAUGUGCUGAUUUUUCUUGAGACUUUAAAGCACUACGAGUUAUUUGUAAACUGCAAACAAAUUAAAUCACUGGACUACGCAAUGCACCUGACUGAAACCAUUGCUUUCAGUCAUUGCUGCCUCAAUCCUCUUAUCUAUGCCUUUGCUGGGGAAAAAUUCAGGAAAUACCUUUACAGUGUUUGCUUAAAGUACUGCCCAUGCCUGUGCUUCUGUGGGCCCUGCAGUCGCUACCAGGUCAGCUCUUCAGCUAGCUAUGCAGAAAGCGCUAUGAACAGCAACAUUACCCUAAACACCAGUGACCAGGAUGGAACUGUCUUCCUAUGA
This is a messenger RNA of Cygnus atratus (black swan), 1065 nucleotides long. It is a transcript of the gene CX3CR1, whose product is annotated as C-X3-C motif chemokine receptor 1. Gene Ontology annotation, cellular component: membrane. Gene Ontology annotation, molecular function: chemokine receptor activity. The record is from RefSeq and is a predicted model, not a curated record. Gene Ontology annotation, biological process: immune response; chemotaxis; G protein-coupled receptor signaling pathway. The transcript has a single exon. Lineage: Eukaryota; Metazoa; Chordata; Aves; Anseriformes; Anatidae. Bases 1 to 1065 code for a protein of 354 amino acids.